Molecule: messenger RNA, 1967 nt
Organism: Ictalurus punctatus (channel catfish)
Lineage: Eukaryota; Metazoa; Chordata; Actinopteri; Siluriformes; Ictaluridae
Product: small integral membrane protein 28
Exons: 2
Coding region: 196-729 (177 amino acids)
Source: RefSeq, a predicted model, not a curated record
AGUGUCGCUCUGCACGUGUUAGCAUGUGAGAGAGUGCUUACAUGCAUACGAGCUUAACCGCUUCACUCGCUCCCUCUUUUUUCCCCCGCUCAGAUUUGACGCACAACGCAGUAAACUUCUCUCUUAAAUCCCCGCUUUCUCCAGAGGCUCGCCGGCUCUUUUUCUCGAUUCGGUCCCGAUUUAUUCCGCGAAAGAAUGCGAAAGUCUCCAGAGAGCAGCUGGACGAAAUUCGGUCCUGCCGGGAGAGGCUCUUACGACUGGAUGGCGGGAUCGUCAUCACCACCUCCUGAAGAGAAACACGGGCAGGGUUACCACUGGAACGAGCUAUUAACCGACCAGGAUGCAAAGACUGAGAUUGUCUUGUACGUUAUCCUCCCAUUGGUGUCGCUCUUUAUCUUCUGCCUGACAGCCUUCCUGGUCUACCAGAGAUGCUCACGCAGCAAGCUCAGUCUGGCCAACAUCAUUGCGCUGGACCUUCAGGAUGCAGACAGCAGCGCUGAGAUUUUUGCUUCGCUCACAGCCAAUGCCGAGCGUCUGAACAGCACCAGCUCUGACACAUCCGAGGGCGUUUUCCUGAUGGUCUACCUUCCGCCGCCCUACGAGGAAACCCUGACCAAGAUAACCCGUGCAGCAAGUCUCACCAGUGGCAAAGAUGUGGAAUGCAUAAAGAUGGAAGAUCUCGAGGCCAAACUGUGUCCAGAACUCAAAUCCAGCGGGCAUUACGUUUAAACCAGAGUCACAAAUAUGUCAUUUAAACAGUGGGACACUCCCAAAACAAACCAGUAGUCUGAACGAGAGGCGAUGGUACAUUUAUUCAGACUUCUAACCUUCUGAAGAAUGAAAAAAAAACAAAACCCAAAACGUAAUACUCGACCACACCUGUAUUGUCACCAUCAUAUAAAGUUUCUCUUGUGUCCUAAUGAUAGAGAACGCAGUAACUGCUCACAGAGUGAAAAAAAAUCGUAGUGGCUCAAGAAUAAGAUAUAGAGUUGCGUGUUUAAUUGAUUGAAGGAAAAAAAAACGCGUUAAAAAAAUAAAAGUUUUUAGUUUUUCAAGAUGUUGAAAUCUAAGAUAUGUAUUGAUAACAUUCACAUUACAUGUAGAUUAAAUAGAGAGAUGUAGGUAGUCCGGGCGCAUGGUGGCUUAGUGGGUAACAUGUUCAUCUCACGCCUCCAGGGUCGGGGGUUCGAUUCCCACUGUGGUCCUGUGUGUGUGUGGAGUUUGCAUGUUCUCCCCGUGCUGCGGGGGUUUCCUCCGGGUACUCCGGUUUCCUCCCCCAGUCCAAAGACACGCAUGGUAGGCUGAUUGGUGUGUCCAAAGUGUCUGUAGUGUAUGAAUGUGUAUGUGAUUGUGCCCUGUGAUGGAUUGGCACCCUGUCCAGGGUGUACCCCGCCUUGUGCCCCAUGCUCCCUGGGAUAGGCUCCAGGGUCACCCUGAAAAGGAUAAGCGGUAUAUGGAAAAUGGAUGGAUGGAUUGAUGUGGUCCGCAACAAUAUUCAGAUAAGCUGUGGUGGUGCUCGACUGUUAUCAAAGAGCCCAGUGCUGUUGAUACCAAACUCUGAGCCUAACAUUUGCAUGUUGCAGCGGAAAUUGAGAUUCAUCAGUUUUUCAGAGUCUGUGCCCACUGUUGCUUUAGAGUCCUGUUCUUGGGUGUGGUCUCCUCCUAUUAAAAACCUCUUUCCCAAAUGCUUCUAGCACUCGACAAAGGGACUCCUUUAACUGUCAAACAGAUUCCCUGCCUACAGAUUUAUCGUAUGAAUAUAAUCCAAUUAUACAAACAUUAUUCUAAUGUGUUCAAGCCAUAGAACUUUUUAUUCCCGGGCAAGUAUACAAUAAGCCAGCUUGUUUUUUUGUUUAUUUUUUUUUUGGUCAGGGAUUUCAGAGUCAGGUACAUGUGUACACAAAAAACAAAGACUAUGGUCAUGAAACAACAAAACAAACAAAGACUAGACACACGUGGUCAGAACA